This is a messenger RNA of Leptomonas pyrrhocoris, 1514 nucleotides long. RefSeq lists its product as hypothetical. NCBI's taxonomy places the organism in Eukaryota, Euglenozoa, Kinetoplastea, Trypanosomatida, Trypanosomatidae. Gene Ontology annotation, biological process: dephosphorylation. The transcript has a single exon. The record is from RefSeq and is a predicted model, not a curated record. Gene Ontology annotation, molecular function: phosphoprotein phosphatase activity. The coding region runs from base 738 to 1514 and encodes 258 amino acids.
AGAAAGGAGAGAUUAAUCGCACAAAAGCCUUUUCUUCUUUAAUUCACCGCCGGUGCUUCUUCAUCGCUACGUACGUUAACAGCGAUACACACACAUAUAUAUAUAUAUCCUGUCUGCGGCCUCGCAUCAAAAAAAGAGAGAAUAGAGGCAAAACAACUAUACGCCCACCAUUCACUUUCGUGUUUCAGUCAGUUAUUUUUUUUAAUUAUUUUUUGUUUGUUUUCACUCUCCUUCGAGUAUUAUCUCCCCUUCCCCGAUCCGCUCCCCGCAGAUACUCAGGUUGCUCAUUUUUUUUUCUUUCUCUGCCUUUCACGAGGAGGAAGCAGUCAUUCCUUUUUUCUUUUUCAAAUUCCUUUUUCUCAUCUCCAUGUAUUGCUUCUCUUUCAUGGUUUCUUGCUGCAUUUGAAUCGUGUUGGGGAAUAAUUUUUCUACCUCCUUUACGCGGUGGCGCGUGAACGCUUUCGUACGGUGUCGUCUUCCCCCUCCUGCCCUUUUCGGUUUUUGUUUUUGUUUUUUACUGCUCCACGAAGGCAAAUUCGUCCCCCACGUUUUUCGCUCCCGGAAAAAGACACCGUACUGCGUUAAUCUGCUCGUGAAUCCUUCUGUACAGGAUUUACCGGCACACACGCACACAUAAUCUAUAUGUAUAGAUUUGUAACUCCUUUGCUUUCCUUUCAUCGAUCAAGCAAACGGACAAAAAAAAGGACGCAAAAGCAUUCCAGAAGAAGAGGAUACGCAUGCUAUCUGAUCUUCAGCAGCAGAGGCACGUGGAGUUGGAAGGCACCGUCAACCUCCGUAACCUUGGCGGCUACCACACGAAAGAUGGCACGAAGACGACCAAGUGGGGGGUGCUGUAUCGCGGGGAUACCUUAGGGCACGUCCCGUCAGACGUCGCGCAGAGGACUCUCGUCAACGCGUUGCACAUCCACAACGCCUACGACAUGCGGAACAGGUAUGAGGUGGCGAGGCAGCCGUACCACAUCCCGAACAUUAACCGCUACGCCGUGCCGAUCGACACCCGGCAGCUGUCCGAGAACGUGCAGGUUGGCGAUUGUUUGAACGACACAGCAGCGGUGGUCAAGGCGAUGCAGGACGUCUACCGUGACCUGGUCAGGUCGCACGGCAAGGCAAUCGGAAAGUUUAUCAAAGGCUUCCUCAAUUCGAAGCCUUCACCGCAGAACGCGACGAUCUUUCAUUGCACCGCAGGGAAAGACCGGACCGGGUGGGCCGCCUACGUCAUUCUCACGCUGCUCGACGUCGAGGAGAGGGACAAACGGCUGGAUUACAUCUUGACGAACAACUACUACGGAUGUCCGAGGGAUGUCGCCGAGUACCUGCGCUGCAAGGGCGUCGGCAAGGAGGUCACGACGGCGCUGUGGGCGGCGUUUGAGGAGUUGGUGGAUGCUGGUAUGAACGAGGUGAAUAAACUAGGUGGCAUGGAGGCGUACGCGAAGUCGCAUAUGGGCCUCACGGACGAUGACAUCCAGCAGCUGCGCGAUGUGAUGCUCGAGUAG